Molecule: messenger RNA, 1071 nt
Organism: Aspergillus bombycis
Lineage: Eukaryota; Fungi; Ascomycota; Eurotiomycetes; Eurotiales; Aspergillaceae
Product: putative homogentisate 1,2-dioxygenase
Exons: 5
Coding region: 1-1071 (356 amino acids)
Biological process (GO): L-phenylalanine catabolic process
Cellular component (GO): cytoplasm
Molecular function (GO): homogentisate 1,2-dioxygenase activity
Source: RefSeq, a predicted model, not a curated record
AUGGGCUCCGUAGGCCAUCUCUCCGACCCCCAGGAAUAUCAGAAGAUCUUCCACUGGGCGGAGACACAGAAGGACGGUGAAAUUCCCUCCUUCUCCACGCGCCGGAAUGACCCUUAUGAGUAUCAAGCUGGAUUUGGGAACGCAUUUAUCUCCGAGGCGGUGCCCGGAACGAUUCCCCACGGACAGAACAGUCCUCGUCAUGUACGCUUUGGCUUGUACGCGGAGCAGGUAACCGCCACGGCGUUUGUGGCCCCGAGACAUGCGAACAAGAAGGCCUGGCUCUACCGUGCUCGUCCGGCGGUGGCCCACCAAGGAUUUACCAACCUCCCAGACAACCCCGACACUGAGGCCACUUUCUUGCCCUUGAACCCGCGGGUCCACGUCUCCCCCACCCAGCUGGCAUGGCAUCCAUUCGAUAUCCCCUCGCACGAGCCGGUAGACUUCGUCACCGGUCUGAAGACCGUCGCUGGAUCUGGCGACCCGACUCUGCGCGAGGGCCUCGCCACACACGUCUACACCGCCAACACCAGCAUGACCCAGAAAGCCUUUGUGAAUUCCGACGGGGAGAUGCUCAUCGUGCCCCAACAGGGCGCUUUGGACAUCCAGACCGAAUUCGGUCCCCUUUUCGUCCAACCGGGUGAGAUUGUCGUGAUCCCACGCGGCAUCCGCUUCCGCGUCGAGGUUCCCGAUGGGCCUUCUCGCGGUUACAUCCUCGAAAUCUGGGGCUCUUGCUAUGAACUCCCCGAACUGGGCCCACUGGGCGCCAACGGCCUCGCCAACACGCGGGACUUCCUCACCCCGGUGGCCAAGUAUGAAAUCCGCCAGGAGGCAUGGGAGAUCGUAUACAAGCUCGGGGGCAAGUUCUUCGCCAGCACGCAGAACCAUAGCCCAUUUGACGUUGUGGCCUGGCACGGUAACUAUGUCCCCUACAAAUACGACAUGACGAAAUUCGUCAACGUCGGCUCUAUCUCCGUCGAUCACAUCGACCCCUCCAUCUUCUGCGUCCUGACCGCAAGAUCCCGCGACCCGACUGCCCCUCUCGCCGACUUCCUUAUCUUCUCCCCGCGAUGA